Molecule: messenger RNA, 1447 nt
Organism: Hibiscus syriacus
Lineage: Eukaryota; Viridiplantae; Streptophyta; Magnoliopsida; Malvales; Malvaceae
Product: replication factor C subunit 3-like
Exons: 9
Coding region: 133-1224 (363 amino acids)
Biological process (GO): DNA repair; DNA-templated DNA replication
Cellular component (GO): nucleus; DNA replication factor C complex
Molecular function (GO): DNA clamp loader activity; ATP binding; ATP hydrolysis activity
Source: RefSeq, a predicted model, not a curated record
GUUUGGCGCCAUAAAACAGUCGCAGCAAGUAAAGUGAAACCCCAUUUUCUCACAAGCAGUACCGAACGGCGGAGAUCGAACGACCUCGAUCCUGACCGUGUACAAAAAAAGAAAAGAAGAAACUCGACGAGGAUGGCGGAAUUAAUUUCGCUUAUGGAUAUCGACGAAGACGACAAGCACCAGAAACAAAACGACUCUCAGAAGCUAAACAAGGGAAAAAGCGUCGUCACAGCCACAGAUACCAAAGCCAAUCCCUGGGUCGAGAAGUACCGUCCUCAGUCCCUCGCCGACGUAGCCGCUCACCGUGACAUUGUUGACACCAUUGAUAGGCUUACAAGCGAGAACAGAUUGCCGCAUCUUCUAUUGUAUGGUCCUCCCGGAACAGGCAAAACAUCCACCAUUCUGGCUGUUGCACGGAAACUUUAUGGAGCACAGUAUCAUAAUAUGAUUCUCGAGUUGAAUGCUUCAGAUGAUAGAGGAAUUGAUGUUGUUAGGCAACAGAUUCAAGAUUUUGCUAGCACCCAAAGCUUUUCAUUUGGGGUGAAGUCAUCCGUAAAGUUGAUUUUACUUGAUGAGGCAGAUGCUAUGACAAAGGAUGCCCAAUUUGCCUUGCGUAGAGUUAUUGAGAAGUACACAAAGAAUACUAGGUUUGCACUGAUAUGUAAUCAUGUCAACAAGAUCAUUCCCGCACUACAGUCCAGAUGUACUCGGUUCAGAUUUGCACCUCUUGAUCCUAUUCAUGUCUCUGAGCGACUUAAGCAUGUUAUCGAGGCUGAAGGGCUUGAUGUAACUGAUAGUGGCUUGGCAGCACUAGUACGGCUUAGCAAUGGUGACAUGAGAAAGGCUUUAAACAUUUUGCAGUCAACACACAUGGCUUCUCAGAAGAUUACAGAAGAAGCCGUGUAUCUCUGUACUGGAAAUCCAUUGCCUAAAGACAUUGAGCAAAUAUCUUACUGGCUUCUGAAUGACUCGUUUGCUGAGAGUUUCACACGAGUUUCUGAAAUGAAGACAAGAAAAGGAUUGGCCUUGAUUGAUAUUGUGAGGGAAGUGACUAUGUUUGUUUUUAAGAUUAAAAUGCCCUCAGAUGUUCGAGUUCAGUUAGUUAACAACUUGGCAGACAUAGAGUAUCGUUUGAGUUUUGGGUGCAAUGAUAAAUUGCAACUGGGAUCUCUCAUUGCUACUUUCACGCAAGCUAGAUCUGCUCUCGUUGCUGCAGCAAAGUAGCUUUCUGUAAAGCCUGGCCUCAUUUCUUCUUCUCAUUAGGCAUUUCAGAUGUUGUCCCGUUAGCUUUGUUUCUUGUUUGCUUGUGAUUGAGUAAGUAAAGUGAGUAGCAUCAUUUUCAGUUAGGAAAGUCGGGACAAAAGAAACAAAGGGUAAUGCAAUGAAGUGAGGCAAAAGUGAUUCCUAAUUUAAUGUACUCUUAUCACAUCAAUAGGGGAUGCAAAGU